UUUGACGCCGCACACUAAAGUUUAAAGAUAUUGAAUAACUGCUAAGAGAGAAAGAAAAGCGUUUGAGGGGAUGACCAUGUUUUUACAUCUGAGGUUAAUCAGAACUGAAUUUCUUCUUUUCAUUUUGAUCAAGACUAGUUUAGCAGUCCUCAACCAUGGUAAAAAACCGCACAUUGUAUUCAUCUUAGCUGACGAUCUGGGAUUUAAUGACAUUGGCUACCACAACUCAAAAUUCAAAACCAAAAUUUUGGACGAGUUGGCUCGCACCGGGGUUCGACUGGAUAACUAUUACGUUCAACCUAUUUGUACUCCAACGAGAGCGCAGCUUUUAACGGGACGAUACGACAUACAUACUGGACUGCAACAUGGAAUAAUUUGGCCCUCGCAGGCGAACGCGCUGCCGAGUAACGAAACUACAAUCGCAGAAAAAUUGAAAGACAGUGGCUACAGGACCCACGUGGUCGGAAAAUGGCACCUCGGGUUCUAUCGUGAGAAGUUUAUACCAACAAGAAGGGGAUUUGAUUCGUUUUACGGUUUUCUAACCGGUGGACAAGAUUACUACACACAUCGGAAUCGACUCGGGUUUCCUGCAUCGGGUUACAAGUUUCUCAACGGUUAUGAUUUUUGGCGGGAUGAAAAGCUUGAACGAGAUGUAGUCGGGAAGUACACCACCAAUCUCUUCGCCAGAGAAGCCGAAAGGAUAAUUCAAGAACAUGACCCCCAAAACCCACUUUUUUUGUUUUUAUCAUUCCAAGCUCCCCACUCGCCGCUACAGGUACCUGAACGAUUUUUGAAGCAGUACAAAAACAUUAAGGAUCACAAUAGACGCGUGUACGCUGCCAUGGUUUCUUGCAUGGAUGAGGCGGUUGGAAACGUGACACGAGUGCUCAAGAAACGCGGUUUGUGGGAAGACACUGUGCUCAUUUUUAGCAGCGAUAACGGAGGACAAGUCACGGCGGGGGGAAACAACUGGCCGCUGCGCGGUUGGAAAGCUUCGCUGUGGGAAGGAGGCAUAAGAGGCGUCGGGUUUGUAAACAGUGAUCUGAUUCAAAAGCCGGGGAGAGUUUAUAAGGGACUGAUGCACGUGUCUGACUGGUUUCCCACCAUUUUGCACUUGGCCAAGGUAUCGGUUGAGGGCAUUCCUCUAGACGGGGUAAAUCAGUGGGCGAGCAUCAGCGAGAACUUGACGCCACCGAGGAACGAGAUCUUACAUAAUAUUGACCCUGUAGAUACAUUCUGGGGAAAUCCGGACGGAUAUUCUCACUGUCGUAGCGCCGCUUUCAGAAGAGGGGAUUGGAAACUCUUACUUGGUUGUCCAGGAAACGGAGAUUGGGUUGCGGCGCCGGAAUCCGGCUCCAAGACCCAGUCUUCCUCCAACCAACAUAACGCAAAUAGCGUGUUUCUUUUUAACAUCACGGGCGAUCCCCAAGAGAAGAGAGAAAUUUCAGAACAGUUCCCAGAUGUAGUGCGCGAUUUACUCGGUAUGAUAGAAAAGUAUAAUACUACUGCGGUGCCUGCUAGAUUCCCAGACCCCGAUCUCAAAUCCAAGCCAGUAAAUCAUGGAGGGGUCUGGAGACCUUGGAUGGACUGAGUAACCAGGAAGAAUAUCAAAUCGUUUUUGUUUCGGUGUUGCGAAUUAUGCUAAAAAUAAUCCAUUAUUUUUGCUCGCGCGCGAUUGGUCUAAGUGCAGCACGUGACCGAACACUGGGCGAUAUCCGAGAAUAACGCCCAAGUGCUAUUCCCUAGUUUUCAAACCUCACGUCCACUACCACAGAUCUUCUUUUAAAGAUUUAAUUCAAGACGAGAGAACGUUUUGUGAUGGUUACAGAAGAAGGGAGAUAUUUUAUUGUUUAUAAAGUUUGUACUCCAAAGAAAACAUCUAACGCUUCAUACGGUUCGUAAACAUUUUUUCACGCGCGUCGCAAAGUCUUUUAAGGAUACUAAACACAAUAGCCUCUAUUUUGCGCGAAAGUGUGCCUGUACAUUUUCCCUUGACACUAUUUGUUCCUCGAAGUUCACAGUUUUCCUCGGGCUUCGCUCUCGGUAACUGUUCGCAUAAUGGAA
Pocillopora verrucosa is the source of this 2064-nucleotide messenger RNA. NCBI's taxonomy places the organism in Eukaryota, Metazoa, Cnidaria, Anthozoa, Scleractinia, Pocilloporidae. The record is from RefSeq and is a predicted model, not a curated record.